Messenger RNA from Scatophagus argus, 1314 nucleotides. It is a transcript of the gene ptges, whose product is annotated as prostaglandin E synthase. Gene Ontology annotation, biological process: prostaglandin biosynthetic process. Gene Ontology annotation, molecular function: prostaglandin-E synthase activity. The coding region runs from base 114 to 563 and encodes 149 amino acids. The transcript is spliced from 3 exons. The record is from RefSeq and is a predicted model, not a curated record. Lineage: Eukaryota; Metazoa; Chordata; Actinopteri; Scatophagidae. Gene Ontology annotation, cellular component: membrane.
GCUCACUCUCACUUUUCUGUGUUCUAGCAGCUUUAAACGCACGCACCAGACUGCGGUCUCAUCUCCCGCUGCGAUUUCAGCAACGACUCACUUUGAAUUAUUAAAACAAAAUCAUGGGAGUCAUGAUCAAAAACGAAGUUUUCUCCUGCUUUGUUUUCUACGGCGCGCUUCUGGUGAUAAAAAUGUACAUAAUCGCGGUAAUAACGGGACAAGUGAGGCUGCGUAAAAAGGCGUUUGCCAACCCGGAGGACGCGCUGAGACACGGAGGUUUGCAGUACCACAGAGAGGACGCGUACGUGGAGAGAUGCCGGAGAGCUCACCGUAACGACAUGGAGAACAUCUUCCCCUUCCUCUUCCUGGGUGCUGUCUACUCCAUGACUGGACCUUCCCUGGCUGUGGCCCGCCUUCACUUCCUGGUCUUCUUCAUGGCUCGGGUGCUGCACACCGUUGCCUACCUGCUGGCCCUGCGAGCGCCGACUCGCUCUCUGGCCUACACCGUCGCACAGGUACCUUGUGUCUCUAUGGCGGUGCAGAUCCUGAUGGCGGUCGCAGCGUAUGCCUAAAUGUCCACGAGUGAGCCAGAACAGCUCAGAGAGAAAGAAGAGGAGGAGGAGGAGGAGGAGGAUACUUGAGAGGCCUCUCGGGACGAAGCACAUGAAGUACAAGAAUGUCAGUGACAAUAUGAGGUGUCUGAUUACACCUCGUCUGGGAUCUGUGACAUGUUGUCAGUAUUUUUUAUUGUUUUAUUAACUGUGAGGAUCUCUGAAAAGCUAUUUGAAGUGGACAUCUUGUACUGUAUUUAAAAUGCAAAUGCUCCCUUUUUGUGCCUUUGAGCAGGUUUUGUUGAAAUGAGCGGAUGGAAUUUAAGCCUCACGGACGUUUAGUUUAAGCCACUCGGGACUGUGUGUGCUCGUCCCUGCCUCCUUCUUUGUUUACACACAACGCAGACCACCACCAUUCAUGUGGUUUGUACCCUGCCGUUUCCUGCAUGGAUAUUCCAUCUGUUGUGUUAACAUUUGUUUGUGAACUACGUUCAACAAAACCGUAAUGUGUCCCGUCGUGGUGACUGGUUACUCAGUGAAGUACAAGCUUGAUGCUUUUAACUGUCUCCCAGUUUCUUUUUAAGGAAAGCUUGCAACAACCUGCAGAAAAAGAACUGCAUUGUGUAAUAUUUUAUUUGUAUCUGUGAAGACAUGUUUCAAGGCUGUUUUUUUAAAAAGUAUUUUAUUUAUUAUUCAGUGUAAGGUGAUGUUUUUCAGUCCCCAUGCUGAUGCAUUUUUGUAGACAAUAAAGCAAUUCACGCACAUGCAUCCA